Molecule: messenger RNA, 1395 nt
Organism: Humulus lupulus (European hop)
Lineage: Eukaryota; Viridiplantae; Streptophyta; Magnoliopsida; Rosales; Cannabaceae
Product: protein SULFUR DEFICIENCY-INDUCED 2-like
Exons: 4
Coding region: 256-1155 (299 amino acids)
Molecular function (GO): protein binding
Source: RefSeq, a predicted model, not a curated record
AACGUAGACAGAAUACUGUCCAGAUUCAUUCCUCUGUUACACAAAGCUUUUAUACAUUACAACCCACGAAAUAAGCUCUCUUUCGCUUAGCUAGCUCAUCCCAAUCUCGUUUUCCCUUCUCUUUUCCGAUUCUCCAUUUUCCUCCGACCAAGACACAGAACGAAAGUUCUUCAGAAAUUGAGAUUUUCUAGCUAGAGAGAUUAAGCUUUGGAAUAGCCUUAUACACACACACACACAUAUAUAUACGAGAUUAGAAUGAUGAUGAGUAGGAGGAAAUCCACGGAGAAACCAGAGGUUUCCACCGCCUUUCAUGUCCUUCAUAAACUUCCUCCCGGCGAUAGCCCUUAUGUUCGUGCUAAGCACGUUCAGUUAGUUGACAAGGACCCAAAUGCGGCUAUAGUUUUGUUUUGGGAGGCAAUAAAUGCCGGAGAUAGGGUAGAUAGUGCCCUCAAAGACAUGGCAAUAGUUAUGAAGCAGCAAGAUAGAGCUGAAGAAGCAAUUGAAGCCAUAAAAUCUUUUAGGAAUCAGUGCUCAAGACAGGCUCAAGAAUCUCUCGAUAAUGUGCUUAUCGAUUUGUACAAGAAAUGUGGAAGAGUUGAGGAACAAAUAGAGCUACUAAAACAGAAGCUUCGCAUGAUUUACCAGGGAGAGGCCUUCAAUGGUAAACCAACCAAGACGGCACGCUCUCAUGGAAGGAAGUUUCAGGUCACCAUUAAGCAAGAGACUUCAAGGAUACUGGGUAACUUAGGCUGGGCCUACAUGCAGCAAGGAAACUAUCAGGCAGCCGAAGUAGUAUACCAUAAAGCUCAGGCAAUCGAUCCUGAUGCCAACAAAGCCUGCAACUUGUGCAUGUGCCUCAUCAAGCAAACACGCUAUACCGAGGCACAAGCUGUUGUUGAUCAAGUGUUGCAAGGCAAGGUCUUGGGAUCAGAUGAACCCAAGUCGAUAAACCGGGCUGAGGAACUUGUCAAAGAACUUGAAAAAUGCCAAUCAACUACAAAACUCAUGUCCUCGAAUUCUUUUGAGUUGAACAUAGAGGAUGCUUUUCUUGAGGGGCUUGAUCAGUGGAUGAAUCAUCAAUGGACACCCUCUAGAUCGAGGAGACUCCCUAUCUUUGAAGAGAUUUCACCAUUUAGAGAUCAGUUGGCUUGUUGAUGAAUCCAUAGAUAAUUACACCCUUUUUUGGGGGUGAUAGUAUUAAGAUGUAAACUGCAAAUAGGCCUUCUAGUGUUCAUGGUGUUGGAUAUUUAGCCGGCCAGGAAAGGGCGUACGUACUACGUAGUUUUGUUGUAUUCCUUUUGAGCUUGUAAAAAUGGUUGAAUGAACUACAAAUAGUUAUGGAAUUUUGAUCUGUUGAAUGGAAAGAAAAAAUAUAUAGAGGGUUUUACAUUUAAA